AUUAGGAAAACUUAUUUUUAAAAGUUAUGUCAGCACAGUGUUUUGCGUCGUAAAAUGGAUUUAAAGUAAGAAACCCCAAUAUAAUAACAAUGAAAAUAUACAUAUUUUUGUGCGGAACUUAACUAGGGUAGACACGUCUUGCUGAUUAAUUUCUGACAGAAAAUGAGUGCAGACAGCGCAUUGAAUGGUGGCCCAAAAGAAAUGGGAUAUGAGAGCGGUAUGACCGCACUUCCGGCAGCAGAUAAUACAGCAGCGAAAGCACCUGAAGACAAGGCGGAUACAUUGACUGUACAUAUGAAUAGUGUUCAUCUAGGAGAGGAAGAAGUUGAUACAGGCAAGAACCUACAACCUGCCCCAGCUCCUAACGCUUAUGUUGGUAAGCGCAACUUUAUUCACCAACUGAUGGACGUCGCUCUUAUGAUGGCCAAUGUGUCUCAGCUAAAAGCACUUCUUGCCUCGGAGAACAACAAAUACUACUACCUUCUCCUCACAUUCAUUUGCAUGUCUAUCGGCCUGCAAGUAAUUUUCACCAUCUGCAUGCUAGUUAUCUGGUCUGUCGAAAAAACUCUGGAAGAACAAAGCAAACCUGAAAUAUUACCUAAAGAACCAGGUCCACAAAUAGAACGGAAGAAAUGGCUUGCCCAAUGGCUGGACAGAUCUGGCAGUAUUCUCGUUCUCUUUAUAAUUGUGUCAAACGUUUUCAUCGCUGGAUUUGGUGUGGAAAGUUAGAACAACAGCAGCCCAAAAUAAACCAUUAAAUGUUACAAAGGACAACACAGUUCUACAAAGCCGUAAUAAACGCCUUUCGACGAUAUUUCUAAAAAUGACACAGAAUAAGAUAACUUUUGAAUUAUAUUUACAAACGAAUCUAGACGAAAUACAAUAUGCAAAAUUAUUCAAAUUCAUUCGAAAUUUAUAUACAUGUAUAUACAUGUAUGUAUGAUAAGGAAAUCCGUUUUGUAAACCCACUACAUUGUUGGUCGUAGUUCCAAUGAUUUAUAGUUAAACUUGUGCUUAGUUGAUAGGUAGCGAAAGGGACACUUAAAUUAAUGCCGCAACUUUCAUAAUUGUUUCUGUGAUAUUUGAUUUGAAGAAUAAUUGCGUUUGUCUCACUGCAAUGUAUUUCAUGCUGAAUUUUACACUUCAACGAAUAUGGCUACAUUGUCGCCAUCUGAAUGAUGCAAUGUGAUUACAAAUGACUGUGUCCUUAUAUUUUGGUGCCACAGAAAACGUUGCCUUUGUCUGGUAAUUAUUGUUUAGCAACAACUCAACAUUUUAGAUGUAUGUGACUGUAACUGAGUCUACAUGAAAAUGGAACAUUAGCACAGACUGACUGUUGUAAUAACUUUGGUGGUAUUAGAGUAUGUACACAUAUACAAGAACAAUCUGUUUCGUAGUCAAUGACUUUCUUAUUUUGUAAGUUUCUGUUGUCUUACGGGUUUAAAGUGUAUGUAAAUAUGAAUUAUCUGUUUUGUAUGCUUUCUUACAAUUUGUUUUUUAAUCAGUCAUCCAUAAUGCUGUAUAAGAAGUGUAACUAUUACUUGGAUGUUGUGUUUUUUCCUUUGACAAAUCAAACUUUAUUAUUAAAUCGAAAUCAAAUUAU
Messenger RNA from Mercenaria mercenaria, 1603 nucleotides. RefSeq names its product ninjurin-2-like. Gene Ontology annotation, biological process: cell adhesion; tissue regeneration. The coding region runs from base 163 to 729 and encodes 188 amino acids. The record is from RefSeq and is a predicted model, not a curated record. The transcript is spliced from 3 exons. Gene Ontology annotation, cellular component: membrane. Lineage: Eukaryota; Metazoa; Mollusca; Bivalvia; Venerida; Veneridae.